AAAGAUCCAAUUCAAAGACGCAAAAAACUGGAGAUAGUGUUGGGCUUCUUGCGAUGAUUCGCAGAUUCCAAACAAACAUUGUAAAGUCAAAAGUCCAUAAAAAUCCGACAGUCGUCAGCAGUCUCCAGCACACAGCUGCUUGUCGUCCUCUCUCCACGCUCGCACUGUCGACCAAUCCUCCGACACGAGCAAUUGAGCUCAAAUCACAAGCCCUUCAUCCGACGAAGCACAUCCUACGGUGUCCACAGACGGUUUGGUCUCAUUUGAUUCUUGAACCCACCAUGCUUCGCCCCUCUGCUUGAUGUCCAUACCUUUCACUCGUUCUCCUCGUCAAUCUUGGUCUGAUUGCGGUUUCCGCGUCCGGAGAUGGGUUCUGUUCCGGGCAAUAUAUUGUUAGCCCCGUGUCGGAAUCCGACCCUCAUAUGUACUGGAAGGUCACCAAUCCCACGCUCUCUCCAUCUCACCUUCAAGACCUGCCAGGUUUCACACGAAGCGUUUACCGGAGUGACCAUGCUCUUAUAACACCAGAAAGUCAUGUUUGGAGCCCUCUACCUGAUUGGACCUACACAUUGGGUGCAUUCUUAAUAACUCCAGCUAUGGGUUCGCAUUUCGUCAUGUACUUAGCAAGGAUGGCAGAGAAUUCAAGAUCAGGACUCCCCACUAAUGACAUUGAGAGGUUCAUCUUUGUGGUUCAGGGAACAGCCACCCUGACUAAUGCAGCCGGCAGAAGCCGUAAGUUGGAGGUGGAUUCAUAUGCUUAUCUACCCCCAAAUUUUGAGCAUUCAAUCGCGUGUGAUUCAUCCGCUACUUUGAUCGUUUUUGAAAGAAGGUAUGCCUAUCUGAAUGAUCAUAAACCCGAGGAGAUUGUCGGCUCGACAGACAAGCAGCCGCUUCUUGAAACUCCAGGAGAGGUUUUUGAACUCCGGAAGCUGCUCCCCACAUCUUUGGCGUAUGACUUUAAUAUUCACAUUAUGGAUUUUCAACCUGGAGAAUAUCUAAAUGUUAAGGAGGUCCACUAUAAUCAGCACGGCCUCCUCCUUUUGGAAGGACAGGGCAUUUAUCGACUAGGGGAGAGCUGGUACCCAGUUCAGGCAGGAGACGUGAUUUGGAUGGCUCCAUUUGUGCCUCAGUGGUAUGCUGCUCUGGGCAAGACGAGGAGUCGAUAUCUGCUGUACAAAGAUGUGAACAGGAAUCCUCUUUAGAUUGAUCUGAUCCCUGAGAAAGAACUGGUCCACUCCUUGAAUCAUAAUUUAACGCUAAUUGAGUACAGGCAUCUUAUGUUGAUCAUAUUGCUUUAAGGAUCCCAUAAUGUGUUGACUUUUAAGGUUUAAUGGAUGCUUCUUGAUAACCGAGCAUCUAUAUGUUUUUCUUCUCAGUGGAUGUUCUAUUUAUCACAGUCCUAUGGAAUUUCGCUUUAA
Molecule: messenger RNA, 1418 nt
Organism: Punica granatum (pomegranate)
Lineage: Eukaryota; Viridiplantae; Streptophyta; Magnoliopsida; Myrtales; Lythraceae
Source: RefSeq, a predicted model, not a curated record